This is a messenger RNA of Mytilus trossulus (common blue mussel), 20723 nucleotides long. RefSeq lists its product as uncharacterized. Gene Ontology annotation, biological process: cell-matrix adhesion. NCBI's taxonomy places the organism in Eukaryota, Metazoa, Mollusca, Bivalvia, Mytilida, Mytilidae. The record is from RefSeq and is a predicted model, not a curated record. Bases 1 to 20382 code for a protein of 6793 amino acids. The transcript is spliced from 84 exons. Gene Ontology annotation, molecular function: calcium ion binding.
AUGGCAGUUAGAAUUUUAAUUGCACUGCUUUUCUUGGGAUCUAUUGCUUUGUCGACAGCAUCGAUAACAACAGACUCUACUGCUACAUCGACUUUAAAUCAAGCAGAAACUACAACGGAAGUCACGGCAGAAACAGUUGGCACAACAGAAACGUCAACUAAUGCAACGAGCGAAACAACUGUAGAUACUGCAGAUACGACAUUUGAUGGUACAGCAGAAACAGCUACAAAUACUGCUGACACAACAACUGAUGUUACAUCAGAAACAGCUACAAAUACUGCAGAUACGACAACUGAUGUUACAACAGAAACAGCUACCAAUACUGCAGAUUCUACAACUGAUGUUAAAACAGAAACAGCUACCAAUACUGCAGAUUCUACAACUGAUGUUAAAACAGAAACAGCUACCAAAACUGCAGAUACGACAGCUGAUGUUACAAAAGAAACAGCUUCAAUUACUGCAGAAUCUACAACUGAUGUUACAACAGAAACAGCUACACAUAUUGCAGAUUCUACAACUGAUGUUCCAACAGAAACAGCUACAAAUACUGCAGAUUCUACAACUGGUGUUACAACAGAAACAGCUACAAAUACUGCAGAUACGACAACUGAUGUAACAACAGAAACAUCUACAAAUACUGCAGAUACGACAACUGAUGUUACAACAGAAACAGCUACAAAUACUGCUGACACAACAACUGAUGUUACAACAGAAACAACAAUUACCACAGAUGCAACAUCUAUAGAGACAACAACUGAUGCAUCAAGUUUAGAAACAACCACAGACGCAACUACAUUAGACACUGCAACUGAGGCAACUACUUUAGAAAGUACAACUGAAGUAACAACCUUAGUAGAUACAACUGAAGAAACUACCAUAGAAACAACAACUGAAGGAACUACUUUAGAAACUACAACUAAAGAAACAACUUUAGUAGAUACAACUGUAGAAACAACAAUAGAAACAACAACUGAAGUAACUACCUUAGUAGAUACAACUGAAGAAACUACUUUAGAAACAACAACUGAAGGAACUACAUUAGAAACUACUACUGAAGGAACUACAUUAGAAACUACAACUGAAGGAACUACCUUAGAAACUACAACUGAAGGAACUACAUUAGAAACUACAAAUGAGGGAACUACGUCAGAAACUACAACUGAAGGAACUACCUUAGAUUCUACAAAUGAGGGAACUACCCUAGAAACUACAACUGAAGGAACUACCUUAGAAACUGCAACUGAAGGAACUACAUUAGAAACUACAACUGAAGGAACCACCUUAGAAACUACAACUGAGGGAACUACCUUAAUAGAUACAACUGAUGGAACUACCUUAGAAACAACAACUGAGGGAACUUACUUAGAAACUACAACUGAAAGAAGUACCUUAGAAACUUCAACUGAAGGAACUACCUUAUAUACUUCAACUGAGAGACCUACCUUAGAAACUACAACUGAGGGAACUACUUUAGAAACUACAACUGAAGGAACUACCUUAGAAACUACAACUGAAAGAACUACCUUAGAAACUUCAACUGAAGGAACUACAUUAGAAAUAACAACUGAGAGAACUACUUCAGAAACUACAACUGAAGGAACUACCUUAGAAACUACAACUGAUGGAACUACCUCAUAUACUACAACUGAAGUAACUACCUUAGAAACAACAACUGAAGGAACUACCUUAGAAACUACAACUGAAGGAACUACCUUAGAAACUACAACUGAGGGAACUACCUUAGAAACUACAACUGAAGGAACUACCUUAGAAACUACAACUGAAGGAACUACCUUGGAAACUUCAACUGAAAGAACUACCUUAGAAACUUCAACUGAAGGUACUACAUUAGAAAUAACAACUGAGGGAACUACUUCAGAAACAACAACUGAAGGAACUACCUUAGAAACUACAACUGAAGGAACUACCUUAGAAACUACAACUGAGGGAACUAUCUUAUAUACUACAACUGAGGUAACUACUUUAGUAGAUACAACUGAAGGAACUACCUUAGAAACUACAACUGAAGGAACUUCCUUAGAAACUACAACUGAGGGAACUACUACAGAAACUACAACUGAAGGAACUACCUUAGAAACUACAACUGAAGGAACUACCUUAGAAACUACAACUGAAGGAACUACCAUAGUAACUACAGCUGAAGGAACUACCUUAGAAACUACAACUGAAGGAACUACAUUAGAAACUACAACUGAAGGAAAUACCUUAGAUACUACAACUGAAGGAACUACCUUAGAUACUACAACUGAAGGAACUACCUUAGUAGAUACAACUGAAGGAACUACCUUAGAAACAACAACUGAAGGAACUACCUUAGAUACUACAACUGAAGGAACUACCUUAGAUACUACAACUGAAGGAACUACCUUAGUAGAUACAACUGAAGGAACUACCUUAGAAACAACAACUGAAGGAACUACCUUAGAUACUACAACUGAAGGAACUACCUUAGAUACUACAACUGAAGGAACUACCUUAGUAGAUACAACUGAAGGAACUACCUUAGAAACUACAACUGAAGGAACUACCUUAGAUACUACAAAUGAGGGAACUACUCUAGAAACUACAACUUUAGGAACUACCUUAGAAACUGCAACUGAAGGAACUACCUUAGAAACUACAACUGAAGCAACUACCUUAGAAACUACAACUGAAGGAACUACCUUAGAAACAACAACUGAAGGAACUACCAUAGAAACUACAACUGAAAAAACUACCUUAGAAACUUCAACUGAAGGUACUACAUUAGAAACUACAACUUUAGGAACUACCUUAGAAACUGCAACUGAAGGAACUACCUUAGAAACUACAACUGAGGGAACUACCUUAGUAGAUACAACUGAAGGAACUACCUUAGAAACUACAACUGAGGGAACUACCUUAGAAACUACAACUUUAAGAACUACCUUAGAAACUGCAACUGAAGGAACUACCUUACAAACUACAACUGAAGGAACUACAUUAGAAACUACAACUGAAGGAACUUCCUUAGAAACUACAACUGAAGGAACUACAUUAGAAGCUACAACUGAGGGAACCACCUUAGAAACUACAACUGAGGGAACUACCUUAGUAGAUACAACUGAAGGAACUACCUUAAAAACAACAACUGAAGGAACUACAUUAGAAACUACAACUGAAGGAAAUACCUUAGAUACUACAACUGAAGGAACUACCUUAGAUACUACAACUGAAGGAACUACCUUAGUAGAUACAACUGAAGGAACUACCUUAGAAACAACAACUGAAGGAACUACCUUAGAUACUACAACUGAAGGAACUACCUUAGAUACUACAACUGAAGGAACUACCUUAGUAGAUACAACUGAAGGAACAACCUUAGAAACAACAACUGAAGGAACUACCUUAGAUACUACAACUGAAGGAACUACCUUAGAUACUCCAACUGAAGGAACUACCUUAGUAGAUACAACUGAAGGAACUACCUUAGAUACUACAAAUGAGGGAACUACCUUAGAAACUACAACUGAAGGAACUACCUUAGAUACUACAAUUGAAGUAACUACCUUAGAAACAACAACUGAAGGAACUACCUUAGAAACUACAACUAAAGGAACUACCUUAGAAACUACAACUGAGGGAACUACCUUAGAAACUACAACUGAAGGAACUUCCUUAGAAACUACAACUGAGGGAACUACUUCAGAAACUACAACUGAAGGAACUACCUUAGAAACUACAACUGAAGGAACUACCUUAGAUACUACAACUGAAGGAACUACCUUAGAAACGACAACUGAAGGAACUACCUUAGAAACUACAACUGAAGGAACUACCUUAGAAACGACAACUGAAGGAACUACCUUAGAAACUACAACUGAAGGAACUACCUUAGAAACUACAACUGAAAGAACUACCUUAGAAACUUCAACUGAAGGAACUACGUUAGAAAUAACAACUGAGGGAACUACCUCAGAAACUACAACUGAAGGAACUACCAUAGAAACUACAGCUGAAGGAACUACCUUAGAAACUACAACUGAAGGAACUACAUUAGAAACUACAACUGAAGGAACUACCUUAGAUACUACAACUGAAGGAACUACCUUAGAAACGACAACUGAAGGAACUACCUUAGAAACUACAACUGAAGGAACUACCUUAGAUACUACAAAUGAGGGAACUACCUUAGAAACUACAACUGAAGGAACUACCUCAGAAACUACAACUGAAGGAACUACCUUAGAAACUACAACUGAAGGAACUACCUUAGAAACUACAACUGAAAGAACUACCUUAGAAACUUCAACUGAAGGUACUACAUUAGAAACUACAACUUUAGGAACUACCUUAGAAACUGCAACUGAAGGAACUACCUUAGAAACUACAACUGAAGGAACUACCUUAGAAACUACAACUGAAGGAACUACCUUAGAAACUACAACUGAAGGAACUACCUUAGAAACUACAACUGAAAGAACUACCUUAGAAACUUCAACUGAAGGUACUACAUUAGAAACUACAACUUUAGGAACUACCUUAGAAACUGCAACUGAAGGAACUACCUUAGAAACUACAACUGAGGGAACUACCUUAGUAGAUACAACUGAGGGAACUACUCCAGAAACUACAACUUUAGGAACUACCUUAGAAACUGCAACUGAAGGAACUACCUUAGAAACUACAACUGAAGGAACUACAUUAGAAACUACAACUGAAGGAACUACCUUAGAAACUACAACUGAAGGAACUACAUUAGAAACUACAACUGAAGGAACCACCUUAGAAACUACAACUGAGGGAACUACCUUAGUAGAUACAACUGAAGGAACUACCUUAGAAACAACAACUGAGGGAACUUCCUUAGAAACUACAACUGAAGGAACAACAUUAUAUACUACAACUGAAGGAACAACCUUAUAUACUACAACUGAGGGAACUGCCUUAGAAACUACAACUGAGGGAACUACCUUAGAAACUACAACUGAAGGAACUACCUUAGAAACUACAACUGAAAGAACUACCUUAGAAACUUCAACUGAAGGAACUACAUUAGAAAUAACAACUGAGGGAACUACUUCAGAAACUACAAAUGAAGUAACUACCUUAGACACAACAACUGAAGGAACUUCCUUAGAAACUACAACUAAAGGAACUACCUUAGAAACUACAACUGAGGGAACUACCUUAGAAACUUCAACUGAAGGAACUACCUUAGAAACUACAACUGAAGGAACUACUUUAGAAACUACAACUGAAAGAAUUAACUUAGAAACUUCAACUGAAGAUACUACAUUAGAAAUAACAACUGAGGGAACUACGUCAGAAACUACAACUGAAGGAACUACCUUAGAAACUACAACUGAAGGAACUACCUUAGAAACUACAACUGAAAGAACUACCUUAGAAACUUCAACUGAAGGUACUACAUUAGAAACUACAACUUUAGGAACUACCUUAGAAACUGCAACUGAAGGAACUACCUUAGAAACUACAACUGAGGGAACUACCUCAGUAGAUACAACUGAGGGAACUACUCCAGAAACUACAACUUUAGGAACUACCUUAGAAACUGCAACUGAAGGAACUACCUUAGAAACUACAACUGAAGGAACUACAUUAGAAACUACAACUGAAGGAACUACCUUAGAAACUACAACUGAAGGAACUACAUUAGAAACUACAACUGAAGGAACUACCUUAGAAACUACAACUGACAGAACUACCUUAGAAACUUCAACUGAAGGAACUACAUUAGAAAUAACAACUAAGGGAACUACUUCAGAAACUACAACUGAAGGAACUACCUUAGAAACUACAACUGAAGGAACUACAUUAGAAACUACAACUGAAGGAACCACCUUAGAAACUACAACUGAGGGAACUACCUUAGAUACUACAAUUGAAGUAACUACCUUAGAAACAACAACUGAAGGAACUACCUUAGAAACUACAACUAAAGGAACUACCUUAGAAACUACAACUGAGGGAACUACCUUAGAAACUACAACUGAAGGAACUUCCUUAGAAACUACAACUGAGGGAACUACUUCAGAAACUACAACUGAAGGAACUACCUUAGAAACUACAACUGAAGGAACUACCUUAGAUACUACAACUGAAGGAACUACAUUAGAAACUACAACUGAAGGAACUACCUUAGAAACUACAACUGAAGGAACUACAUUAGAAACUACAACUGAAGGAACUACCUUAGAAACUACAACUGAAGGAACUACAUUAGAAACUACAACUGAAGGAACUACCUUAGAAACGACAACUGAAGGAACUACCUUAGAAACUACAACUGAAGGAACUACCUUAGAAACUACAACUGAAAGAACUACCUUAGAAACUUCAACUGAAGGAACUACGUUAGAAAUAACAACUGAGGGAACUACCUCAGAAACUACAACUGAAGGAACUACCAUAGAAACUACAGCUGAAGGAACUACCUUAGAAACUACAACUGAAGGAACUACAUUAGAAACUACAACUGAAGGAACUACCUUAGAUACUACAACUGAAGGAACUACCAUAGAAACUACAACUGAAGGAACUACCUUAGAAACUACAACUGAAGGAACUACAUUAGAAACUACAACUGAAGGAACUACCUUAGAUACUACAACUGAAGGAACUACCUUAGAAACGACAACUGAAGGAACUACCUUAGAAACUACAACUGAAGGAACUACCUUAGAUACUACAAAUGAGGGAACUACCUUAGAAACUACAACUGAAGGAACUACCUCAGAAACUACAACUGAAGGAACUACCUUAGAAACUACAACUGAAGGAACUACCUUAGAAACUACAACUGAAAGAACUACCUUAGAAACUUCAACUGAAGGUACUACAUUAGAAACUACAACUUUAGGAACUACCUUAGAAACUGCAACUGAAGGAACUACCUUAGAAACUACAACUGAAGGAACUACCUUAGAAACUACAACUGAAGGAACUACCUUAGAAACUACAACUGAAGGAACUACCUUAGAAACAACAACUGAGGGAAGUACCUUAGAAACUACAACUGAAGGAACUACUUUAGAAACUACAACUGAAGGAACUACUUUAGAAACUAUAACUGAAGUACCUACCUUAGAAACUACAACUGAAGGAACUACCUUAGAAAUUACAACUGAAGGAACUACCUUAGAAACUACAACUGAAGGAACUACUUUAGAAACUACAACUGCAGGAAGUACCUUAGAAACUACAACUGCAGGAACUACCUUAGAAACUACCUCUGAGGCUUCAAUGUUAGAAUCUACAACUGAAGUUUCAACGUUAGAAUCUACAACUGAGGCGACUACUACACAGACAACAACAUUUGAAUAUACAACAGCUGCAACGACAUUGGAAACCACAAAACCGCCAGAUAUCCCAACCCAGCCAGGAACAACAACAACAAUGUCAACAACAACUUCUACACAAACAACAACCACAGUACAGACAACUUCAGCUGCAGCACGUGCUUCAGAAUUUAUGGCAUUCGGAGAAACAACUGCUGAUUCACGACUAUACGGAGAUGAUGUGUCAACAUAUAACUUAGGAUGUUUCACAUCAAUUCCUUUCUUGGGUGACAGUUACAGCUACUUGACAUUUUCUUCAAAUGGUCUAGCAUGCAUGGGUUGCAGAUAUACUUCUUAUGUUCCAAGAGAAUUGAAUGUGUUUUCAGAAAGAGAUAUCAUAGCUGCAUUAUGGACAGAUUUGGUUGUAUCUAGAUCAACGGAGAAGAUGUUUUAUCAUCUCUAUAGUGAUGAUGAUGAAAAUGGAGAUAGAACACUGAUUGAUUCAGUGUUGAAUAAAGUUUCUUCUAAUGUCAAUUAUUACGCUCGAACAAGUGAUUUUUCAGCAUCUUGUGUGUAUAUAGCUACAUGGGAAAAUGCAAGGCUAUAUGGUGAUUAUAAAACUGUAACAUUUCAAUUUAUUUUGGCAACAAAUGGUGAAAAGACCUAUGCUUACUCCUUGUUUAAGGAUGUCACUAUCCUGUCUCCACCUGGUGGCAGACAGUGUGCUAUAGGAUAUUCUGGAUUAGGUGGACACAAAUCAAGUAUAUACUCCUUCACAGAAAGUGCCUUUGACGUUAGUAGAUUUAGAGGGAACACAUUUGAUGGUGCAAAUGGUGUAUAUUUUAUGUCACUUAACUUAAACGGUCCAGUACCACAGAAUCCAGCUUCUCAGUGUGUGAGAUGGUAUCGUAAGAAUGUUAAUUCAGUUCAAUGGAGCUUGAGAAAUAGGAGAUGGUGGUUAGCUAAUAUUUGUCCUUGCAAUCAGAGAAUGAUGGUUUUUGAUGGAAGAUUUUAUUUCUUUUCAUAUCAAAAUAAUGCGGUGUGCUUUGCCAACUACAGAUUUGGUAUCAGUCGUAUUUGUUGUUAUCACCAGUUCUAUGGGUUCCUGCUUAGGAAUAGUCCAGAUGCUGGUACUAUGGUUACAGGGAAUCCUUUUACUGAUAUUGUUACAUACCAACAAGAUAAUGUCAUACCUAAAGAAAAUUGUUGUGAAAAAUCAAAUAAUUGUCAUCUGUACUACAGAGUAAGACCAGUGGGGUUUUGUUACAGGCGGUCACCAUUUGGUAUAUUCUUUACCUUUGGAGAUCCUCAUGUUGACACAUUGGAUGGAUUUCAAUACACAUUUAACGGCUGGGGGGAAUACACAAUGAUGAAGAUUACAAAUGAAAAUGUAACCUUCGAAGUUCAAGCUAGAACAGACUUAGCUACUUCAAAGAAUGGAACUGACCUAAAGAAAAUAAACGCGACUAUAUUUAGUGGUUUUGCUGCAAAAGAAGAUGGAAAUGCAACAAUGCAAGUAGAACUAGCCAGUGAUUUGGAAACAUUGGUAGUUUAUGGUAACGGAAAUGACUACACAACACGGUUUAAUACUGAAGAUAACUUUGCUGUUUUUCUACCUGGGAUUGUGUUGAGACGUCAAAACCAUACACUUGCUGUUGCUUUCUCCGAGUCAGGGAUUCAGUUAAACUUUCAGGUAAAAACUCGGCAGUUGACUUUAUCAGCAUCAGUUCCUGAGGAUUUUAAAGCCCAAGUUCAAGGUCUUAUGGGAAACUUUGAUGGCGACAAAACCAAUGAAUUUAUAUUACCAAAUGGAAAUGUACUUCAACCUAGUGAUAUUGAUUCUGAAAGAAAAAUCUAUAACAAUUUUGGUCAGCUGUGGGAGACAACUGCAUCCAAUUCAAUAUUUGAUUAUGCUGAUGGGAAAUCCUGGGUUGAUUUCAGUCACCAAGAUUUUGUUCCAUUGUUUAUUGAUGAGUUUGAUAAUAGUACCCUCCAGUCAGCUUAUAGCGUCUGUGGUGGCAGAACUGACCAAUAUAAAGCUUGUAUCUUUGAUUACUUAGCAACUGGUGAUCAGUCAUUUGCUGAUGAUACCCAAUCAACAAAUGUGGAAGCUGAGUCUGAAACUGCACAAUUGCAAAAUGAGGCACCAGAAAUAGAGGGAGAAGAAUCUAUCAAAGUUGUAGUAAAUCAACCUAUAAGUUUCAACUUCCAAGGUCAGGAUGAUAAACCAGGUUUUAGAUACAGUAUAAUAGAUCAGCCAAAUGGAGGCACUUUUGCAGCUAAUGAUUCUACAGGGAAUUUGAUAUUAACAUGGACACCUGCAAAUCUAGAUACAGAAAAAAUCAGGGUAACUACUGUGGACAGUGAUGGUGUAACAGCAGACGCUAUAGAGGUGAUCAUUAUGGCGUGUAGUGGAUGUACAGGUGACCACGGAACAUGUGACUAUGACAAUCUGAGAAAUGAAUCCAAUCCAAACUACGUCAUUGCCUCAUGUAACUGUACAACUGGUUGGUCUGGUGAUGACUGUGAAAUUAACACAGAUGGUUGUGCUGAUAACCCAUGUGCUUUGGGACGUACCUGUUUAGAUCUAUUACCAGCUGAUGAAAUAUCACUUGGUCGUGGUUACAACUGUUCUAAUUGUCCACUAGGCUAUAGUAUUACAGCCGAUGAAAAAUGUGAAGAUAUAAAUGAAUGUUUAGAUGGAACAGAUAACUGUCCAGCAAACAGUAAUUGUACAAACACCGAUGGAAGCUUUACAUGCAACUGUCUUGCAGGGUUCCGAAAAGUGGGUUCUGAAUGUCAAGACAUUGACGAAUGCACCGAAAGGACAAGUGGCUGUGAUCAAAAUUGUGCUAAUAGCGAUGGAAGCUUUACAUGUAGUUGUGUGUAUGGAUUUGAGCUGAUAGCUGAUGGUAAAUGUAAUCAAACAAUAUUUAACUUCUGUGCACUGCAGAAUUUAAUCUGUGAAUAUGGUUGUGAUAAUACUACAAAUCUAGGAACGUGGGAGUGCAUAUGUCAAGAAGGGUUUCUACUUGAUAGAGCCAGUGGCAAUUGUUCUAAUAUAAAUGAAUGUGAUGCUAAUGUAUGUACACAGAACUGUCAGGAUACUGUUGGUAGCUACACCUGUUCCUGUUAUACAGGAUUCGAAUUAAAUGCUGAUAAAACAUCUUGUUCAGCCUGUGUGAAUCCAUUUUAUGGUGACAACUGUGCAAGUCAAUGCAGCUGUGGACCAGGGGCUGACAGGUGUGAUCCUAGUCGUGGAUGUGUUUGUAACAGCGCCUGGACUGGAGAUAAUUGUGACGUUGAUGUCAAUGAAUGUGUAGAUAAUCCAGGCAUAUGUAUAAAUGGCGACAAGACUUGUGUAAACGAAGAUGGCGGCUAUCAAUGUAAUUGUGGAUCUGGUUAUGAAAAAGUGUCUGCAGACGACAGCGUUCCUUGUGCAGAUGUAAAUGAAUGUAGUAGUGCAACGACAAACAAUUGUUCAGCAACAGUUUCAACGUGUCAAAAUACAGAUGGCGGAUAUACGUGUAGAUGUAACACUGGCUACCAAACAAUAAAUCCCUACGAAUGUGAAGAUGUAAAUGAGUGUACAACAGAGUCUGAUGAUUGUGAACAAGACUGUGUCAAUAAUGUGGGAAGUUAUAACUGUCGAUGUUUCUUUGGUUAUGAACUCAACACGGACAGAAAAACUUGUAAACAAGUGUCUGAUCCAUGUGGUACCCUGAGUAACCUGACCUGUAGUUAUGCAUGCAGACUAAAAGACAACACUGUAUUUUGUUAUUGUCAAUCUGGAUAUAAACUACUGGCUGAUAACCAGACUUGUACAGAUAUAAAUGAAUGUGAUGAUGAUAGUAAAAAUCUGUGUACAGAUAAGUCGACUUGCUCCAAUAUAGCAGGAAGUUUCAAAUGUAGUUGUCCAAUUGGUCAGUUUUUGGAGAAUGACCAAAGAACUUGUUCAAAUUGUGAUCAGUAUCACUGGGGUGAUAACUGUAAUAAUACAUGUAACUGUGGUGCUGGGGCAGAGAGGUGUGACAAAAUUACUGGGUGUGUGUGUAAAUCAGGAUGGCAGGGGACUCUGUGUGAUGCUGAUAUCAAUGAGUGUAGUGGUGGAGUCAACCCGUGUGAUACCUCCCCCAACCAAAGAUGUGUCAACACACCUGGCUCAUUUGUCUGCCAGUGUGUGGCUGGUUAUCAGAAUGACACAGUCACAGGAACUUGUACUGAUAUAAAUGAGUGUGAUAACAAUCCAUGUGAUCAGUUAUGUACUAAUACAGAUGGAAGCUAUACAUGUAGUUGUAGAACUGGCUUUACAAAAGAUGCUAAUGACAAAUGUCAAGAUAUCAAUGAAUGUGACACAACCUUGAACAAGUGUGACCAGAACUGUCUUAAUACUCCAGGAAGUUAUAAAUGUUCUUGUAAUAAUGGAUACAUACUCAGCCCAACAGACCAGAGGACAUGCAACAUAAAGACCGAAUGUACCAGUUUCAAUUGUACCGCGCCAGGAACGUGUGCAGUCAAAUCUGAUGGAGCAGAAUACUGUACAUGUCCUACAGGAUACAAUCUAACCAUGACUGAUAAUAUUACUGGAAUCUGUGAAAACAUAGACGAGUGUGAGCCAAGCAAUCCAUGUGCUGAUAUGUGUACUGAUAAAACACCAGGAUACAAAUGCUCCUGUACCAAAAAUGGUACAAAACUGGACAGCGAUGAACAAAGUUGUAAAGCUUGUGCUGAAGGAGAAUGGGGACAGAACUGUGUUGAAAACUGUACAUGUGUGACAGAAAACACCAAUUCUUGUAACAAAACAGAUGGAAAUUGUAAUUGUAAAACUGGCUGGAAGGGAGAUAACUGUGAUACAGAUAUCAAUGAAUGUGACAACGCAACAAUAUGCCAGGCUAACUCAUUGUGUGAAAACACCAAUGGAUCCUAUGUUUGUAUCUGUAAUGAGGGUUAUUAUAACUCUGCAGAUGUUUGUCAAGUAUGUGGUUCUAACACAUUUGGUAAAGACUGUGCACAGACCUGUAGCUGUGUUGUUACCAAUACAGAUUCCUGUAAUAAUGUUGAUGGUAGUUGUAUAUGUAAAACUGGUUGGAAAGGAACCACCUGUUCUGUGGAUGUUGAUGAGUGUACAGUUACUCCCUAUAUAUGUAACACUACAUCUAAUUCUGAAUGUAACAAUUUAAAUGGUACCCAUAAAUGCAAUUGUGUUACUGGAUACCAGAAAAUAGCUGAUGGAAGUUGCCAAGAAUGUGGCAGUUCAAACUAUGGAGAUAGCUGUUCUCAGGCCUGUACUUGUAUUGUUGCCAAUACAAGGGACUGUAACAAUGUUAAUGGUAGUUGUACUUGUAAAAAUGAAUGGAAGGGAGCCAACUGUGACAUGGACAUAAACGAAUGUGAUGAUGCAACAACUUGUGACGGCAUUCCCUAUUCAACUUGUCAAAAUUCAGUUGGUUCUUACGACUGUGUCUGUAAUGCUGGAUAUCAGAAAAAUUCUUCUAAUCUCUGUGAUAACAUUAAUGAAUGUGGUAGUAGUUUGAACAACUGUACAGAAAAUGCUUCCUGUUUUGAUACGGAUGGCAGUUUUGAUUGUGUCUGUGACUCAGGGUAUACUGGUCAAGGAGAUGUAAAUUGCACAGUGAGUGUUCCAACAACAACAUAUACACCUGUAUCUGGUGAAUUAAAAGUAGAAGUAAUCCUGACUAUAAAUGUAACACCCAAUGAUGAAAUAAACAAUGAAAAUUCUGUGUACUAUCAAGAAUUAUUCAAUGAGACUUUUAUAGUGUUGACAAAUUACUACUCUAAUUCAGCUGCAACAAAAGACAAUUUCAUUAAAAUUGUCGUGUAUAGAAUAAGCAAAGGAAGUUUAGUUGUGAAUCAUGCAGUCAUAAUGAAUUCAACAUCUACGACUGGCCAAAAUCAGGUUGCUGCUGCCACCAAUAAUCUUGUAAAUGGUGGUGCUACACUUACAAUUGGUUUUGUUACAGCAGGUGCAACUAACGCUGCCAUUUAUGCACCAGGAGGAAAUGUUACAACAUCUACAACUAUUUGUGGCACAUUCAAUACAUUGAACACAUGUCCAACAGGUCAGGAAUGUUCUAUCGAUGGUAACGGCGUACCCUAUUGUGCGCCAAUUGAGAGUACAGAAUUUAUGGCAUUCGGAGAAACAACUGCUGAUUCACGACUUUACGGAGAUGAUGUGUCAACAUAUAACUUAGGAUGUUUCACAUCAAUUCCUUUCUUGGGUGACAGUUACAGCUACCUGACAUUUUCUUCAAAUGGUCUGGCAUGCAUGGGAUGCAGAUAUACUUCCUAUGUUCCAAGAGAAUUGAACGUGUUCACAGAAAGAGAUGUUAUAGCUGCAUUAUGGACAGAUUUGGUUGUAUCUAGCUCAACGGAGAAGAUGUUCUAUCAUCUUUAUAGUGAUGAUGAUGAAAAUGGAGAUAGAACACUGAUUGAUUCAGUGUUGAAUAAAGUUUCUUCUAAUGUCAAUUAUUACGCUAGAACAAGUGACUUUUCAGCAUCUUGUGUGUAUAUUGCUACAUGGGAAAAUGCAAGGCUAUAUGGUGAUUUUAAAACUGUAACAUUUCAAUUUAUUUUGGCAACAAAUGGUGAAAAGACCUAUGCUUACUCCUUGUUUAAGGAUGUCAAUAUCCUGUCUCCACCUGGUGGCAGACAAUGUGCUAUAGGAUAUUCUGGAUUAGGUGGAUCCAAAUCAAGUAUAUACUCCUUCACAGAAAGUGCUUUUGACGUUAGUGAAUUUAGAGGAAACACAUUUGAUGGUGCAAAUGGUGUAUAUUUUAUGUCGCUUAACUUAAACGGUCCAGUACCACAUAACCCAGCAUCUCAGUGUGUGAGGUGGUAUCGUGAGAAUGUUAUUUCAGUUCAAAGGAGCUUGAGAAAUAUGAGAUGGUGGUCAGCUAAUAUUUGUCCUUGCAAUCAGAGAAUGAUGGUUUUUGAUGGAAGAUUUUAUUUCUUUUCAUAUCAAAAUAAUGCAGUGUGCUUUGCCAACUACAGAUUUGGUAUCAGUCGUAUUUGUUGUUAUCACCAGUUCUAUGGGUUCCUGCUUAGGAAUAGUCCAGAUGCUGGUACUAUGGUUACAGGGAAUCCUUUUACUGAUAUUGUUACAUACCAACAAGAUAAUGUCAUACCUAAAGAAAAUUGUUGUGAAAAAUCAAAUAAUUGUCAUCUGUACUAUAGCGUAAGACCAGUGGGAUUUUGUUACAGGCGGUCACCAUUUGGUAUAUUCUUUACCUUUGGAGAUCCUCAUGUUGACACAUUGGAUGGAUUUCAAUACACAUUCAACGGCUGGGGUGAAUACACAAUGAUGAAGAUAACAAAUGAAAAUGUAACCUUUGAAAUUCAAGCUAGAACAGACUUAGCUACUUCAAAGAAUGGAACUGACCUAAAGAAAAUAAAUGCGACUAUAUUUAGUGGUUUUGCUGCAAAAGAAGACGAAAAUGCCACUAUGCAAGUAGAACUAGCCAGUGAUUUGGAAACAUUGGUAGUUUAUGGUAACGGAAAUGACUACACAACACGGUUUAAUACUGAAGAUAACUUUGAAGUUUUUCUAACUGGGAUUGUGUUGAGACGUCAAAAUCAUACACUUGCUGUUGCUUUCACAGAGUCAGGGAUUCAGUUAAACUUUCAGGUAAAAACUCGGCAGUUGACUUUGUCAGCAUCAGUUCCUGAGGAUUUUAAAGGUCAAGUUAAAGGUCUUAUGGGAAACUUUGAUGGCGACAAAACCAAUGAAUUUAUAUUACCAAAUGGAAAUGUACUUACACCUGGUGAUGUGGAUACUGAAAGAAAAAUCUAUAACAAUUUUGGUCAGCUGUGGGAGACAACUGCAGCCAAUUCAAUAUUUGAUUAUACUGAUGGGAAAUCCUGGGUUGAUUACAGUCACCAAGAUUUUGUUCCAUUGUUUAUUGAUGAGUUUGAUAAUAGUACCCUCCAGUCAGCUUAUAGCAUAUGUGGUGGCAGUACUGACCAAUAUAAAGCUUGUAUCUUUGAUUACUUAGCAACUGGUGAUCAAUCAUUUGCUGAUGAUACUCAAUCAACAAAUGUGGAAGCUGAGUCUGAAACUGCACAAUUACAAAAUGAGGCCCCAGAAAUAGAAGGAGAACCCUCUAUAAAAGUUGUAGUAAAUCAACCUAUAAGUCUCAACUUCCAAGGUCAGGAUGAUAAACCAGGUUUUAUAUACAGUAUAAUAGAUCAGCCAAGUGGAGGCACUUUUGCAUCUAAUGAUUCUACAGGAAAUUUGACAUUAACAUGGACACCUGCAAAUCUAGAUACAGAAAAAAUCAGGGUAACAACUGUGGACAGUGAUGGUGUAACAGCAGAUGCUAUAGAGGUGAUCAUUAUGGCGUGUAGUGGAUGUACAGGUGACCACGGAACAUGUGACUAUGACAAUCUGAGAAAUGAAUCCAAUCCAAACUAUGUGAUAGCCUCAUGUAACUGUACAACUGGUUGGUCUGGUGAUGACUGUGAGAUUGAUACAGAUGGUUGUGCUGAUAACCCGUGUGCUUUAGGACGUACCUGUUUAGAUUUAUUACCAGCUGAUGAAGUAUCUCUUGGUCGUGGUUACAACUGUUCUAAUUGUCCACUAGGCUAUAGUAUUACAGUCGAUGAAAAAUGUGAAGAUAUAAAUGAAUGUUUAGAUGGAACAGAUAACUGUCCAGCAAACAGUAUUUGUACAAACACAGAUGGAAGCUUUACAUGUAACUGUCUUGCAGGGUUCCGAAAAGUGGGUUCUCUAUGUCAAGACAUUGACGAAUGCACCGAAAGGACAAGUGGCUGUGAUCAAAAUUGUGCUAAUAGUGAUGGAAGCUUUACAUGUAGUUGUGUGUAUGGAUUUGAGCUGAUAGCUGAUGGUAAAUGUAAUCAAACAAUAUUUAAUUUCUGUGCACUGCAGAAUUUAACCUGUGAAUAUGGUUGUGAUAAUACUACAAAUCCAGGAACAUGGAAGUGCAUAUGUCAAGAAGGGUUUCUACUUGAUAGAGUCAGUGGCAAUUGUUCUAAUAUAAAUGAAUGUGAUGCUAAUGUAUGUACACAGAACUGUCAGGAUACUGUUGGUAGCUAUACCUGUUCCUGUUAUACAGGAUUCAAAUUAAAUGCUGAUAAAACCUCUUGUUCAGCCUGUGUGAAUCCAUUUUAUGGUGACAACUGUGCAAGUCAAUGUAGCUGUGGACCUGGAGCUGACAGGUGUGAUCCAAGUCGUGGAUGUGUUUGUAAUAGUGCCUGGUUUGGAAAUAAUUGUGAAGUUGAUGUCAAUGAAUGUGUAGAUAAUCCGGGCAUAUGUAUAAAUGGCGACAAGACUUGUGUAAACGAAGAUGGCGGCUAUCAAUGUAAUUGUGGAUCUGGGUACGAAAAAGUGUCUGCAGUUGACAGUGUUCCUUGUGCAGAUAUAAAUGAAUGUAGUAGUGCAACAACAAACAAUUGUUCAGCCACAGUUUCAACGUGUCAGAAUACAGAUGGUGGAUAUACCUGUAGAUGUAACACUGGCUACCAAACAAUUAAUGCAUACCAAUGUGAAGAUGUAAACGAGUGUACAACAGAGUCUGAUGAUUGUGAACAAGAUUGUGUCAACAAUGUGGGAAGUUAUAACUGUCGAUGUUUCUUUGGUUAUGAACUCAACACGGACAGAAAAACUUGUAAACAAGUGUCUGAUCCAUGUCGUACCCUGAGUAAUCUGACCUGUAGUUAUGCAUGCAGACUAAAAGACAACACUGCAUUUUGUUAUUGUCAAUCAGGAUAUGUACUACUGGCUGAUAACCAAACUUGUACAGAUAUAAAUGAAUGUGCUGAUGACAGUAAAAAUCUGUGUACAGAUAAGUCAACUUGCUCCAAUAUAGCAGGAAGUUUCAAAUGUAGUUGUCCAAUUGGUCAGUUUUUGGAGAAUGACCAAAGAACUUGUUCAAAUUGUGAUCAGUUUCACUGGGGUGACAACUGUAAUUAUACCUGUAACUGUGGGGCCGGGGAAGAGAGGUGUGACAGCAUUACUGGGUGUGUGUGUAAAUCAGGAUGGCAGGGGACACUGUGUGAUGCUGAUAUCAAUGAGUGUAGUGGUGCAGUCAACCCAUGUGAUACCUCUAACAAACAAAGAUGUGUCAACACACCUGGCUCAUUUGUCUGCCAGUGUAUGACUGGUUAUCAGAAUGACACAGUCACAGGAACUUGUACUGAUAUAAAUGAGUGUGAUAACAAUCCAUGUGAUCACUUAUGUACUAAUACAGAAGGAAGCUAUACAUGUAGUUGUAGACCUGGCUUUACAAAAGAUGAUAAUGACAAAUGUCAAGAUAUCAAUGAAUGUGACACAACUUUGAACAAGUGUGACCAGAACUGUCUUAAUACUCCAGGAAGUUAUAAAUGUUCUUGUAAUGAUGGAUACAUACUCAGCCCAAAAGACCAGAGGACAUGUGACAUAAAAACCGAAUGUACCAAUUUCAAUUGUACCGCACCAGGAACGUGUGCAGUCAAAUCUGAUGAAGCAGAAUACUGUACUUGUCCAACAGGAUACAAUCUAACAAUGAUGGCUGAUAAUAUUACUGGAAUCUGUGAAAACAUAGACGAGUGUGAGCCAAGCAAACCAUGUGCUGAUAUGUGUACUGAUGAAACACCAGGGUACGAAUGCUCCUGUACCAAAUUUGGUACAAAACUGGACAGCGAUGAACAAAGUUGUACAGCUUGUGCUGAAGGAGAAUGGGGACAGAACUGUGUUGAAAACUGUACAUGUGUGACAGAAAACACCAAUUCUUGUAACAAAACAGAUGGAAGUUGUAAUUGUAAAACUGGCUGGAAGGAAGAUAACUGUGAAACAGAUAUUAAUGAAUGUGAAAACACAACACUAUGUCAGACUAAUUCAAAGUGUGAAAACACCAAUGGAUCCUAUGUUUGUGUCUGUGAUGAGGGGUAUUUUAACUCAGCAGAUGUUUGUCAAGUCUGUGGUUCUAACACAUUUGGUAAAGACUGUGCUCAGACCUGUAGCUGUGUUGCAACCAAUACAGAUUCCUGUAACACUGUUGUUGGUAGUUGUACAUGUAAAAGUGGUUGGAAUGGAGCUACUUGUUCUGAGGAUGUUAAUGAGUGUACAAUAACUCCCUAUAUAUGUAACAUUACAUCUAAUUCUGAAUGUAACAAUUCAAAUGGUACCCAUGAGUGCAAUUGUGUUACUGGAUACCAGAAAAUAGCUGAUGAAAGUUGCCAAGAAUGUGACAGUGCAAACUAUGGAGAUAGCUGUUCUCAGGCCUGUACUUGUAUUAUGGCCAAUACAAUGGACUGUAACAAUGUUAAUGGUAGUUGUACUUGUAAAAAUGAAUGGAAGGGAGCCAACUGUGACAUGGACAUAAACGAAUGUGAUGAUGCAACAACUUGUGACGGCAUUCCCUAUUCAACUUGUCAAAAUUCAGUUGGUUCUUACGAUUGUGUAUGUAAUGCUGGAUAUCAGAAAAAUUCUUCUAAUCUCUGUGAUAACAUUAAUGAAUGUGGAAGUAGUAGUUUGAACAACUGUACAGAGAACGCUUCCUGUUUUGACACAGAUGGCAGUUUUGAUUGUGUUUGUGACUCAGGCUAUACUGGUCAAGGAGAUGUAAAUUGCACAGUGAGUGUUCCAACAACAACAUAUACACCUGUAUCUGGUGAAUUAAAAGUAGAAGUAAUCCUUACCAUAGAUGUAACGCCAAGUGGAGAUUUAUCCAAUGAAAAUACUGUGUACUAUCAAGAUUUAAUUGCUGAGACUUUAACAGUUUUGACAACUUACUACUCUUCUUCAGCUGCAACAAAAGACAAUUUCAUUAAAGUAGUUGUGUAUACAAUAAGCCGAGGAAGUUUAGUUGUGAAUCAUGCAGUCAUAUUGAAUUCAACAUCUACGACUGGCCCAAAUCAAGUUGCUGCUGCCACAAACAAUCUUGUAAAUGGUGGUGAUAAACUGACAUUUAGUGCAGGUCAAACCGCUCCAGUUACUGCUGGUGCCACUAAGUCUGCCAUUUAUGCACCAGGAGGAAAUAAUGCUACAGUUACGGAAUCUACAACUCUUUGUGACACAUUCAAUACAUUGAACACAUGUCCAACAAGUCAGGAAUGUUCUAUCAAUGGUAAUGGCGUACCAUAUUGUGGGCCAAUAGAGAGUACUGUGAGUGUUCCAACAACAACAUAUACACCUGUAUCUGGUGAAAUAAAAGUAGAAGUAAUCCUGACUAUAAAUGUAACACCCAAUGAUGAAAUAAACAAUGAAAAUUCUGCGAACUAUCAAAAAUUAUUCAAUGAGACUUUUAUAGUGUUGACAAAUUACUACUCUUAUUCAGCUGCAACAAAAAACAAUUUCGUUAAAAUUGUCGUGUAUAGAAUAAGCAAAGGAAGUUUAGUUGUGAAUCAUGCAGUAAUAAUGAAUUCAACAUCUACGACUGGCCAAAAUCAGGUUGCUGCUGCCACCCAUAAUCUUGUAAAUGGGGGUGCUACAGUGAAAAUUGGUCGUGAUACAGCAGGUGCAACUACUGCUGCCAUUUAUGCAUCAGGAGGAAAUGCUACAGUUACAACAUCUACAACUAUUUGUGGCCUAUUCAAUACAUUGAACAUAUGUCCAACAGGUCAGGAAUGUUCUAUCGAUGGUAAUGGCGUACCCUAUUGUGCGCCAAUUGAGAGUACAGAUAAUUUUCCACUGAUAGUAGGCCUUGGCGUUGGAAUUCCUUUGUUUUUCAUAGUUCUAGCAUUAAUCAUAGUCCUAUGUGUAUAUAACAGUAAACGUCAUAAAAGUAACUCGUUAGACGAUGAUGAUUUAGACAGAACAAUGCAUGCUCAUGAAGGAUUUUUUACUGGUGCUAUGCCUGGUCGAUUCAAUAGCUGGAAUCGCCCUGGUGAUAGUGCAUUCCAUGGUCGUUGGGAUGAUGAGUCUGUCGAUUCAGAAAUAGAAGCGUAUGAUAAUGAGAUGUUUCGUGGAAAAGAGAUCUAUGUGUAUGAUGACAAUAAAGGAGGAAAACCUGCUUCAUUUUCAUGGGAUUUUAUUUUCCGAAGUUUACCUGGUAAUGGUCAGUAUCGUAUAAAGAGACCAGAAACAAAUCCAAAACCUAACCCAGUUUUUUCGAAGACAGGUGGAGGUCCGUCAACUAAUGCAUAGAUGACUUAGAAUAGUUCAAUACAUUUUAUCAAGUGUUCCUCUAAGAGGGCUUCCAUAUACUCAUGUGCCAAUAUUAGACAUGUUAGAGAUAUUCUUCAUCUAAUGAAAUAGAGACAUGAAAACAUUGACAUUGAAUAAUGUGCUUUGUGAAUUAUGUAAUCAUUAUAUUCUAUGUCCCAAUUUCAAAAUCAUGUGUUUUAAAAGUGAGGCAUAUAGCAUGUAUAUGCAGCUGAUUUGUGAAGUCAGCUGUAAGUAAAAAUUUCAUAUAUUUUAGAAUAAUGAUCUUUAUAUGCUGCUCAAUUGUUAUUACUUUAUAGGUAAAAUAUUAUAAUAUAAUAAAU